AUGCCAUCAACCAAUCUCUGCCAAGACGAGGCAUGCCCUCCAUACAGUCUUAUGGACGAUUAUAGCGAGGGCGCUCACCCACAGAUUCUGGAAGCUCUUUUACGCACAAAUUCCACCCAACAAGUUUCGUACGGUGGCGACGACUACAGCAAUUCCGCCAGGCAAUUGAUUCGCGAGAAAAUCAAUUGCACGGAAGAUGAGGCCGAUAUCUUCUUUGUGCCUAGUGGCACAUCAGCAAACCUGAUCUCAAUCGCUAGCUGUCUCCGGCCAUAUGAGGCCGUGAUUACUCUUGAAACGGGUCAUAUCGCCUGCAAAGAAGCCGGUGCCAUCGAGGCCACGGGACACAAGCUUAUUCUUGUCCCACCGGUCGAUGGCAAGAUAACAACGACCAAUCUGCAAAAAGCCAUUCAGCAAAAUCAGUUCUUUCCGCAUAUGGCGAAGCCGAAACUCCUUUAUAUCUCUAAUGCUUCGGAGACGGGAACAAUCUACACGAAGCGGGAAUUGAGCAGUUUGUCUGCGCUGUGCAAGCAAUUGAAUCUUCUGCUCCUAGUGGAUGGAGCUCGAAUCGGAACGGCACUGUGCUCGAAAAAGAACGAUAUGACACUCCGCGAUAUCUUUGACUACUCCGAUAUUUUCUGGAUUGGUGGCACGAAAGCUGGUGCCCUAAUGGGAGAAGCUAUUGUCGUUAAGAAGGAGCUAGCAGAGGGCUUCGUUUUCCACCUCAAGCAACACGGCGCUUUGCUGGCGAAGGGCCGUAUCAUGGGUGUUCAAUUUGUGGAGCUGUUCCGUGAUGAUUUGUUUUUCACAUUGGCUGGACAUGCGAAUGCAAUGGCCGAGAAGAUUUCGGCGAAUUUCGAGAAUCUGGGACAUGAGCUCGCUGCGGAAACUGCGACAAACCAGGUAUUUGUUACUCUUCCCCAGAAUCUGGUUCGAAGGCUGCAGGAUAGAUUCCGCUUCUAUAUUUGGGAGCAGCUUGAUGAUGGGCGGGUUAUGAUCCGCCUGGUGACGUCUUGGGCUACGGAUGAGUUGCAGGUUGAUAAGUUUAAUGCAUGGGUGGCGCAGUGGACCGCGGCGUCCAAAGACUUUGAUUAG
Molecule: messenger RNA, 1092 nt
Organism: Penicillium odoratum
Lineage: Eukaryota; Fungi; Ascomycota; Eurotiomycetes; Eurotiales; Aspergillaceae
Product: threonine aldolase family protein
Exons: 1
Coding region: 1-1092 (363 amino acids)
Biological process (GO): glycine biosynthetic process; L-threonine catabolic process
Cellular component (GO): cytosol
Molecular function (GO): L-allo-threonine aldolase activity
Source: RefSeq, a predicted model, not a curated record